AUGGUCACAAGAGCUAAAUACAACAUCCAUUGCCCUCUGGUGCGUUCCGAUGGCACAGUACCAUGGCCUCAAGCCAAACCCAGUUUUUCUCUCACUUCCUCAGUGUCUUCCACUUCUACCUCUCCUUCCAUCGUACCCGAAGAACCCAAUUCGUUCACUGAAGCCUCCAAAUAUCCCGAAUGGAGGAAAGCCAUGCGGCUUGAGUUUCAAGCCUUAAUGACCAACCGUACUUGGGUGCUCGUUCCUCCUUCCCCUCACUAUAAUAUCUUGGCCUCCAAAUGGAUUCUGAAAUCCAAACGCAGAGCUGAUGGCUCCCUGGAACGCCGCAAGGCUAGACUUGUGGCCAAGGGAUUUCACCAACAACCUGGUUUGGAUUACUCAGAUACCUUCAGUCCUAUCGUGAAACCUGUCACCAUCCGUCUACUUCUCUCCCUUGCCGUAACUUCCAACUGGCCACUCCAUUAA
Molecule: messenger RNA, 465 nt
Organism: Juglans microcarpa x Juglans regia
Lineage: Eukaryota; Viridiplantae; Streptophyta; Magnoliopsida; Fagales; Juglandaceae
Exons: 1
Coding region: 1-465 (154 amino acids)
Source: RefSeq, a predicted model, not a curated record